UUCACGAAGAAAAUAAGCAAAAGAAAAAAAAAAUGUCGAGCGACGAUGAAGAUUUCGUGUUCUUCGGAAAGCCGAUUGAACGAGAAGAAGAAGUCACUACUCGCAAGAAGAAAGCAAUUUCCGAGGCCUCUGGUCAGCUCAGAACCUCUCUCCCCGUUUGGAAACAAGAGGUCACAGAUGAAGAAGGGAGGAGGAGAUUUCAUGGAGCAUUUACUGGUGGAUAUUCUGCUGGUUAUUACAAUUCUGUUGGUUCGAAAGAAGGGUGGACCCCACAAACAUUCACAUCAUCCCGCAAGAAUAGAGCUGAAGUUACAAAACAGAGCAUUUAUAACUUCCUGGACGAGGAUGAGAAAGCUGAUAUGGAAGGUCGCUCUGUGGGGACAUCGAUGCAGUUUGAUACAUUUGGAUUUACAGCAGCUGAGAUUGCACGUAAACAAGCUGAUAAGGAACAACAACAGAGACCAUCCACUAUUCCCGGACCUGUUCCUGAUGAACUAAUAGUUCCCGUUACAGAAUCUAUAGGUGUCAAAUUAUUACUAAAAAUGGGCUGGCGGCAGGGUCGGUCCAUAAAGGAUUCGAACAAGAAUUCGAUUAAUGAUGCUCGUAGACAAGCCAGAAAAGCUUUUCUAGCACUUUCGGACAAUGCCGGAUCGAAGAAUGCUUACUCGAAACUGAAUGAAGAGGAUGACGAAGAUGUCUCAGAUCCGCGUGCCGAUGAUGAAAAUCAAUUUUCUAAAACCAUGACAGCACACGUAUUCAACCCGAAGCAAGAUCUGUUUGGGUUAGGCUACGAUCCUUUCAAGCAAGCACCGGAGUUUAGGGAAAAGAAAAGAUUAAGAAUGUCCGGAAAAACAGAGAUGGAGGGUUAUAGGUCUCUAUCCAUAAAAGCAAAGGUUGGUCCUGGUUUUGGUAUUGGUGCCCUUGAAGAUUUAGAUACAGAAGACGCAGAUGUAUAUGACUCGGGUUAUGACUUUCAAGAUACUUACGUGCAAGAGAUAGAAGAACCAUCAAAAGUUAAAGUGGAUACUCUGCGGAUACUAAAUGUAAAGAAAGAUGAUGUUCUACCUGGUUUUAAAGCUGCAUCAAAAUCCGAGGGUUCACUGGAGAGAUUUGACCCUCCUGUAAUUCCAAAGGAUUUUAUCCCCCAUCAUAAGUUCCCAGCUCCUCUAGGAGUUGAUGACAAGAAUGCUGAAACCCCUCCACCGGAGGUUUCUCCUCCAGAGGAUAACAACCUCAGAGUGUUGGUCGAAGGAGUGGCAACUUUAGUUGCUCGAUGUGGAAAAUUAUUUGAGGAUCUCUCUAAGGAGAAGAAUCAGUCAAACCCGUUAUUUGACUUUCUUCGUGGAGGAAAUGGUUCUGAUUUUUAUAUAAGGAAACUCUGGGAAGAGCGCCAAAAACGUGGUGAUCAAGCCAAACUGUGGGAAGAUAAAAAGCCUCAGAGUUCGGAAAAGCUGACCGCCGAAAAACGUGGGAAACUUUUAGGUGAAAAAGCUUUGGAGAGAAGCUCGAUAGAGACGAGCUCUUUGGUUGCUUCUCUUGGCUCUGUUAAUGUCCAAUUUAAACUGGCGGAUACGUUCACCUCGACACCAUCAGCUAAUGAGCAAGGGGAUAUUAGGAAACCUUUCCAUGAUGACCCUGAAAAGCAAAAAAGAUUCGAACAGUUCAUGAAGGAGAAAUACGAAGGAGGUCUUCGAACAAAAGACUCUGGUGGGUCCAGUAACAUGGCUGAAUCUGCUCGUGCUCGUGAAAGAUUAGAAUUUGAAGCUGCAGCGGCUGCUAUAGAGAAAGGAAAUUCAGCUAAAGGAAAAACGGCGACCAAUCAGUUGCUUUCAGAUUUGUCUUCAGGGUUACAGUUUACAAUUGGUGGAAUAGAGAAAGAUAAAGCUUUGCAGUCUGAGGAGCUGAUAGCUAAGGCAAUGUACCCGAAACGGGAAGAGUUUCAGUGGCGACCUGCGCCUAUAUUAUGCAAGCGUUUUGAUCUGACUGAUCCUUACAUGGGGAAGCCACCUCCUGCUCCACGCAUGAAGAGCAAAAUGGACUCUCUAAUGUUCAUGCCGGAUUCCAUUAAAAAAGCAAAGGUGGAAGAACCUGUUGUACAAGACAGACAAGAAAUCGAGAAGGAAGUUGAGAACGAGGUGGAGCCUGAAAAUGUUGAGAGGCCCGUUGAUCUAUACAAAGCCAUCUUUUCUGAUGAUUCGGACGAUGAAGUGGAAAAUAGUACUACAUCCAAUCAAGUGGUGGAUACAGAAAAGAAGAUCGAAGCUGCAAACACCACGUUGAAUCGGUUAAUAGCUGGAGACUUUUUAGAAUCACUGGGGAAAGAACUGGGAUUAAUGGUACCCCCCGAGAAUAUUCCUCUGCCGGAAAAUAAAACCGGUUCAAACACUGCUCACAAGGAAAGUGUUAAUGCCAACAAAGUAAAUGAGAAUUCUCUGCUGGCUGAAAAGAAGAUACCACCCACUCAAAAUGUCGUACGUAAUUCAACCAAUGAUUGCCUAAACGAGAACUUAUUCGUAGAUGGUAGUAAAAUUGCAGUUAAAGACUCAGUUGAAGAUGUUAGUAAAGGUAAUAUAUCUGCUGAGGUGGGUCCCGGUGAAGAGAGAUACACGAAGACUCGGAAAAGUCGGAAUUAUGGCAGUUCUUCAGAAGAUGAAAGGAGCAGAAAACACUCGAAGAGUCGAAGGCAUAAAAGCAGAAAGAAUAGAAGUUCAGAUAGUGAUACGGAUAGCGACUCAGAUGAUUAUCAUCGCAGAUCAAGUUCGAGGAAAAAAGAUAAGGAAAAAAGUAGCAGCAGAAGGCAUAGUUCAAAGCAUCACAAACACAGAAAUAGUAGCUCCGGAAAAGAACAUAGUCACAGAAGAAAGAAGAGUAAAUAUGAUGACUGAAGAGGAAAAAAAAUACUUGAAAUCGAAACAAACGAACAAUUCAAAGCUUGAAAAAUAUUUAUUUGCAAGUUAAUUGAGCAGAGUUGUACUGUGCAGAUCUUAACGGUGUUUAUUGCGAUGAAUCUGCGGAGUUAGUCGGUUGUGAUAUUUCAGCUCUCUUCGUGUAUCUCUAGUUUGAUGAUAGAAGUGGCAAAGGCUGUAAUUCGAUUGAAUGUUUAAUUUUCGGGACGAUGUUUUAAUGUAAUAUUCAGUUUUUAGAGACUGAAUGAAAGAGAACCAAGAAAAAGAGAACCACGCACUCGCAUACUAUUCAUACUGUAUUGAAGGAACUCGCAAAUUAUUAACCGCCAACUCUCGUUCUUGUGAUUUGAGCUUGAAUGCGUGCAUAUGUUGUGAAGUUAUGUAGAAGGUGAAUUGUUUUUUAAAUACUCGAAAU
Molecule: messenger RNA, 3321 nt
Organism: Erythranthe guttata (spotted monkey flower)
Lineage: Eukaryota; Viridiplantae; Streptophyta; Magnoliopsida; Lamiales; Phrymaceae
Gene: TGH
Product: SWAP (Suppressor-of-White-APricot)/surp domain-containing protein
Biological process (GO): mRNA processing
Cellular component (GO): nucleus
Molecular function (GO): RNA binding
Source: RefSeq, a predicted model, not a curated record